Molecule: messenger RNA, 2208 nt
Organism: Schizosaccharomyces japonicus yFS275
Lineage: Eukaryota; Fungi; Ascomycota; Schizosaccharomycetes; Schizosaccharomycetales; Schizosaccharomycetaceae
Product: oligosaccharyltransferase subunit Stt3
Exons: 3
Coding region: 1-2208 (735 amino acids)
Biological process (GO): glycoprotein biosynthetic process
Cellular component (GO): membrane; endoplasmic reticulum membrane; oligosaccharyltransferase complex
Molecular function (GO): oligosaccharyl transferase activity; dolichyl-diphosphooligosaccharide-protein glycotransferase activity
Source: RefSeq, a predicted model, not a curated record
AUGCGGCCCAUCGGCGGCCCUGCCCCUCUUGCCAAGAACAUGACUAUGUCUUCCAAAACAGGGCAAAAGAAGCCCGUCUCUGCCCAUAAAAGGGACUGGAGAGUACCUCUUAAGGUCAUUAUAUUGCUGCUUAUUGCAGCGGUUUCCCUCGCCUCUCGUUUGUUCUCAGUGAUCCGUUAUGAAUCUAUUAUCCACGAAUUUGACCCCUGGUUCAACUAUCGUGCUUCCAAAAUCUUGGUUGAGAAGGGUUUUUACAGCUUUCUAAAUUGGUUCGAUGAACGUAGUUGGUUUCCCUUGGGUAGAGUUGCUGGUGGCACACUGUACCCCGGUUUGAUGAUUACUUCGGCUCUCAUUCACAACGUCUUGCACUUUUUGCGCAUUAAUGUUGAUAUCAAGGAUGUUUGUGUUAUGGUAGCUCCUGCCUUUUCCGGCGUAACGGCCAUUGCUACGUACUACUUAGCUCGUGAACUGAAAGACGAUGCUUGUGGCCUUUUUGCAGCCGCCUUCAUCGGUAUUGCUCCCGGUUACAUCUCUCGUUCUGUCGCCGGUUCUUAUGACAAUGAAGCCAUCGCCAUUACCCUGCUCAUGACUACGUUCGCUCUUUGGAUCAAGGCUGUCAAGACUGGCUCUGCCCUGUGGGGAACUGCUACUGCCUUGUUCUACUUCUACAUGGUAGCUGCUUGGGGUGGUUAUGUGUUUAUCACUAACAUGAUUCCCCUUCACAUCUUCGUUCUUUUGCUGAUGGGUCGUUUCACGUCCAAAAUCUAUGUUGCAUACACCACUUUCUACGUUAUUGGUACCUUAGCUUCUAUGCAGAUUCCCUUUGUCGGAUUCCAACCCAUCCGUACCAGUGAGCAUAUGGCAGCUUUGGGUGUCUUUGGCUUGUUGCAACUGUUCGCUAUUUAUGAUGCCGUUAAGCGUAUCGUCCCCUCUGCUCAAUUCCGUAAGCUCGUUCAGCUCGCUAUUAUCGCCGUCAGUGGUCUCGCUUUUGUCGCUCUCGUUUACCUUACUAUGCGUGGUGUCAUUGCCCCUUGGACUGGUCGUUUCUAUUCCUUGUGGGAUACUAGCUAUGCCCGCAUUCAUAUCCCAAUUAUUGCUUCGGUUUCCGAGCAUCAACCUCCAGCAUGGGCUUCGUUCUUCUUUGACUUGCAAUUUUUAAUCUGGCUUUUGCCAGCUGGUCUGUACGUUUGUUUCAAGGAGCUUCGCAAUGAGCAUGUUUUCAUUAUUCUUUAUGCCGUUGCAGCCACGUAUUUCUCCGGUGUCAUGGUCCGUUUGAUGCUUACGUUGACGCCCUGUGUUUGUAUCGCUGCCGCUGUUGCCGUGUCUACCCUUCUCGACACAUACUUCGGCCCAAGUCCUAAGAAAGAAGACGAGGAUGACAGUGCUGCCAACCAAGCCGAGUCGAAGACUUCUUUCCUUAAAAUUGCAAAGGGUAUUAAGCGUCUUGGCAUUUACAAGGUUUUCUCCCGUCUCAUUGUUGUCGGGUUCGGUGUUGUAUUACUUGAUCUUGAUGGUUCUCAAUACUUUAUUGACGACUUCCGUGAGGCCUACGACUGGUUGCGCCGUAACACUCCCUACGACUCCAAGGUAAUGAGUUGGUGGGAUUAUGGCUACCAGAUUGCUGGUAUGGCUGAUCGCGUUACCCUUGUGGACAACAACACAUGGAACAACACUCACAUUGCCACUGUUGGCAAGGCUAUGUCUUCUCCCGAAGAUGCCGCGUACCCCAUUCUUCGUAAGCAUGAUGUGGACUACAUUCUCAUCAUUUACGGAGGUGUCUUGGGUUACAGCGGUGACGACAUGAACAAGUUCUUGUGGAUGGUUCGUAUUUCGCAAGGCAUUUGGCCCGAAGAUAUCGUCGAGCGUGAAUUCUUCACGAACCGUGGAGAAUACCGUAUUGAUGAUGAGGCCUCGCCCACGAUGCGCGAAUCCUUGAUGUACAAAAUGUCCUACCACGGUCUCUCACAAUUGUACCCUCCUAACCAAGGUGUGGACCGUGUUCGUUCUCAAAGACUGCCUUCUCAUGAUCCUCAAUUGUGGACACUUGAUGAGGCAUUCACUACGCAAAACCACCUUGUCCGUAUUUACCAGGUGAAGAAGCCUGAUCAGCUGGGUCGUGACCUGAAACAGGUUGCCGAUUUUGAGAAUGGCAAGCGCAAGAAGCUCCGCCAACCUACUAAGCUUUCCGCCCAAUGGUUGAGAGAGUAG